Messenger RNA from Colias croceus (clouded yellow), 2791 nucleotides. It is a transcript of the gene cutlet, whose product is annotated as chromosome transmission fidelity protein 18 homolog. NCBI's taxonomy places the organism in Eukaryota, Metazoa, Arthropoda, Insecta, Lepidoptera, Pieridae. Gene Ontology annotation, molecular function: ATP binding; ATP hydrolysis activity. The transcript is spliced from 16 exons. The coding region runs from base 106 to 2730 and encodes 874 amino acids. The record is from RefSeq and is a predicted model, not a curated record.
UGCGAUUUCCGCCUGCCGGCGAAUUGAAUCUGUUUUCCUAUUAUUCACAUAAAUUACAUCAAAAUCAUUAAUCCUAAGCAUAAAUCUAUUAUAAAAAUAUAAACAAUGGAUGAUUAUCCGGAUCCAGACGAUGAAUAUGAGCUUAUGUACGCAGAUGAACUAGAGUUGAUGCGAGAAAGUGAUGGUCGCACAGAUGCAAAUCCAGUCAAGAAAAAACCAAUUCCUACCAAAAGGAGUCUCGAUUUUUCUAGUCCUGCAUCUUCACAAACACUACCGAUCAUUCAAGAUGCCAACAAAGCGUUAAGUAGCAGCUUAGUCAAUAGCACACCAAACAGGCAAAUAAAUUCACAAAUAUCGGAUAAUACAACGACAAUAACAACUAAUAAACGAACGGCAGAAGAAUUAUUUGGGGAUAUAGACGAUAUUGACUUUGAAAAUGUGCAGUUACCGAGUAAGAAGCAGAAAACAGAAGAAGAGAAUGAUAUGGAUUUAAUUAACAAGAUUAUCGAGGGCAGGAGGUUGAGACAGAUGUUGACAGAGUCUAGUAAUAGAUUGCAAGUGGAUAAGCAGUCUAUUUACAACAACAAAGAAAAUUUGUCAUUAAAUAUUCCCAGAUGGCCAUUCAUGCCGUUAACAAAUUCAGAUGGUGACCGUGUAUAUGUGCGACUAGAAUCGGAGGAAUCUUGGGAUAAAUCACUGGAUGCAUGUACCAAUGAACUGUCAUUGCAAUCUACUUUCGCCCCUGUGUGGGUAGAAGCUAGGAAGAUAUUAGAGAGUAAAGAAAAUGCAGAGAACACAGAACAGGAAUCGGAAGCAGAUAUAAUAGCGACCCAGACUAUAGAGAACGCAGAUCUGUGGGUGGAUAAGUAUAGACCCACAUCCUAUGUGGACUUACUGUCUGAAGAGCCUGUUAAUAGGGCCUUGUUACAUUGGCUACAUUUAUGGGAUAAGAUAGUUUUCAAAAAGGAGGUCAAAACGAAAGACCCUCACGAGGCGAACAAAUUCAGCAAACGAACCGGCCAGUUUCAACUCACAAACAAGUGGAAGGGUAAAAAGGAUACUGAGGUUGAGAUAGAUGAAGAUGGCCGGCCACAUCAUAAAGUGGCGUUAUUAUGUGGACCACCAGGUGUAGGGAAGACGACCUUGGCUCAUCUGUUGGCGAGAUUAGCAGGUUACAGGCCUGUGGAACUAAACGCAUCAGAUGAAAGAAGUACCGAGGCUUUCCAGACAGCUCUACAGAGUGCAACUUUGAUGAGAUCAGUGCUGGAUGCUGAUAAACGGCCGAAUUGUCUUAUAUUAGAUGAAAUUGAUGGAGCUCCAAUACAAACGGUAGAACUUUUAGUCAAGUGGUGUACAGCAAGUACUAAGAAGGAAGACAGCAAGAAGAAGAAUAAAACUCAUCCAUUAAAACGACCUGUGAUAGCCAUCUGUAAUGAUCUGUAUGCAACAUCUCUAAGGCCGCUAAGGCCCGUAGCCCUAAUAGUGACCGUGAGCGGGGUGAGCGCGUCUCGCUUAUCCGCUCGCCUGGGCGCCGUGGCCAAGUGCGAGCGGCUGCGCGUGGCGCCGCGGCUGCUGUCCGCGCUGGCGGCGCGCGCGCAGGGCGACGUGCGCAGCGCGCUGCACGUGCUGAGCUUCUGCAAGGCGCGGGGCGGGCAGCUAAGUAUAGAAGAUAUAGAGAACACAUCAGUGGGUAUGAAAGACUGCAAUAAGACGAUGAUGCAAGCACUCCAAGCGAUCUUCACCAUUAAUGAUAAGGAUCCCAAUGCUGUGUUAAAAGUUAUACAGGCUGCUGGGGAGUAUGAUAGACUAGCGGACGGAAUAUUCGAGAACUACACAACCGCCCGUGUAGACGCGCGUUUGCACGCCGCGUGCGAAACGACGUCCUGGUUGCGUUUAUAUGAUCUAAUAUACACGUGGACGUUGAGGAAACAGAACUAUUCGUUAUAUGGAAUGUUGCCAUACUGCCUGUCAAGGUGUUACCAUAUAUUGGCGUCGAGACAACCUAUACGUGUGAAAUUUCCUAUGCAGGCGCAAGAGAUGUCACGAAAGAAAACAGAAUUAGAAAGUAUAGUAUCAUCAGUGUGGAAAGGCAGUGUCCCCGCUGUACAAACUACAAGGACAGCGCUGACUCUGGAUGUAUUACCAAUUUUACCAUAUUUAUUGUCACCCCAGCUUAGAUCGGCUAAUGUUCAGCUAUGUACCGAAAACGAGCGGGCAAGUGUAUCUAUAACAGCGGGUGCGAUGUGCGACUACGGGCUGCAGUACGUGCAGCAGCGGGCAGCGGACGGGCUGUACGCGUUCGUGCUCGAGCCCGACGUGCUGAGAGUGGCCUUCCUUAGUAAUGAAGAAAGAGUGAAGCCACCUCCAGCGGUUCGACAAGCGAUAGCAACGGAACAGCAAUUGGAAAUGAUUAGGAGAAAUGAUCAAAUGAUGACCAGAAACUCCAAGAACCAAGAUACAAAUAGAACCAGAGCAAAAGACAUUGAUAAAGGAAAACUGAAAAUGGACGCCAAAUUGCCAAACCACUUGCAGAGAUUGCAACCGAGGGUAGUUGAGAAAUCUACACCACAAGUACAUAAGGACUUCUUCGGACGUAUAGUGCCGCUAUCGCAGGUUCAUAAAAAUGACGCAGUUGCUGACGUCAUAUCGUCGAGUAGCAUUUUCUACCAAUACAGGGAAGGGUUCAACAACGCUGUACGAAGAAAUGUUCGGAUGCGCGAUCUGUUGUAGUUAAAUUAUUGUAAUUAAGCUUUUAAAGUGUGUAAAAGACAAUAAAUUAUGUACUGAGAAA